Gadus chalcogrammus (walleye pollock) is the source of this 1844-nucleotide messenger RNA. RefSeq names its product SH2 domain-containing adapter protein F-like. The record is from RefSeq and is a predicted model, not a curated record. The transcript is spliced from 8 exons. Gene Ontology annotation, molecular function: phosphotyrosine residue binding. Bases 303 to 1823 code for a protein of 506 amino acids. NCBI's taxonomy places the organism in Eukaryota, Metazoa, Chordata, Actinopteri, Gadiformes, Gadidae.
UGUGUUACUCUCCCGCAAGCGGUUACAUGUUGAGUAGUUAAGAAAUGUGACGUGAGGAACAGCAUAGCGCCGUCAACAGUGUGACAGAGUUGCGGCAAACCAGGAAAGUGCCUGACUGUGACACACGGAGAUCGCCGCGAGAAGGGCAGUGUUUCCCCGCCGGAGAAGUAGGGACUGAGAGGCGCUCCGGAGCCGCUCGGAGUGGGACCAAGGACCCCCACGCUGGGAAACAUUCGCGCAAACUGGCCAGGAUAGGGGGAUCUAACAACUAUAAAUUGACUUUUGAGCGAUGCACUGGCAGCAUGGCCAAGUGGUUCAAGGAGCACCUAGGAUUCAAAACUACCAAAGCACCCCCUCCGGCGCCUCCAAAACCGGACUACAGGUAUUGUCCCACCGGUGUGCCCAGCACGCCUGGCUACAAGCACCCGGGCUCCGGGGCCACCUACCCCAGCCCCGCUCAGCCGGACAUCCUCGCUGCUUACCAACUACAGAAAGCACUGGACUUCGAAGACCCGUACACCCCAGGUGGAAAUAUCUCCUACGGAUCAAGUUUAAACACUGUGGGCUCUUCGGACCUGAAAUAUGUGUCUCCAAAGCACCGGCUCAUAAAGGUGGAGACGGUGGAUAAGUCCAGCGCUGUCCCCGGCGGAGGAGUCUCCGUCACACAGGCGGUAUCGGUGGGGAGCGUGAAAACUCCGUCUUCACCUCCGUCGGAAAACGACAAUAAAGAGAAGCUCAUUAUCCUGGAGGACUACGCGGAUCCGUUUGACGCGGAGCAGGCCGGCGGUGCCCAGACCGGCGGGGAGAAGGUGACGACGGAGAACGACGGUUACAUGGAACCCUACGAGGCCCAGAAGAUGAUGGCAGAGAUCCGCUCGGGCGGUCGCGGCUCCAAGGACGGCUCCGGGAAGCAGCUCCCCCUGUACGACACGCCCUACGAGCCGGCGGAGAACGGCGGCUGCGGCGACGACUCGGACCCCGAGCGCUCCCGCUGCGGCCGGGAGAGCCGCCUGCCCCAGGACGACGAGCGGCCCCCCGAGGAGUACGACCAGCCCUGGGAGUGGAAGAAGGAGCGCAUCUCAAAGGCCUUCGCAGCUCUGCUUUGUUAUGACUGCCUUAGCUACGAGGACACUGUAAAUGGCACUGCUGGAACUGUCCCCCACAGAAGAAUGGACUGCACCGCUAAAUCUCUCACAGUAGAGAUUAAAGUGAUCAAGGACCUGCCGUGGCCCCCCCCCGUGGGCCAGCUCAACAGCACCUCCCCCCUGCUGGAGGACGAGGAGCCCCCGUCUCCCUCCCAGCCCCCCCCAGGCCAGAGCGGCUGUGACCAGCACCACAAUGUCCAGUUUGAGGGCGUGGACAAGCCCCGCGGCUCGCCCCCCGGCGAGGCGAAGACCCGGCCGCCCCAGCGCCACUCCAGCGGCUGUCUGGUCAACACCAAGAUGACCCCGCUGGACCACUGCAGCCCCUCCCAGGGGGAGCGCAUCGACCCCGGCCUGCCCCUGGAGAACCAGUUCUGGUACCACGGGGCCGUGAGCCGCACCGACGCCGAGUCCCUCUUGAGGCUCUGCAAGGAGGCCAGUUACCUGGUGAGGAACAGCGAGACCAGCAAGAACGACUUCUCCCUGUCCCUCAAGAGCAGCCAGGGCUUCAUGCACAUGAAGCUGGCGCGCACCAAGGAGGGCAAGUACGUGCUGGGGCAGAACAGCUGCCCGUUCGACAGCGUGCCGGAGAUCAUCCACUUCUACUCCAGCCGCAAGCUGCCCAUCAAGGGGGCGGAGCACAUGUCCCUGCUCUACCCUGUGGCCAUCAGGACACUAUAGUUCCACAGGGUCGCCCCCCCC